Leptomonas pyrrhocoris is the source of this 865-nucleotide messenger RNA. RefSeq lists its product as hypothetical. The record is from RefSeq and is a predicted model, not a curated record. The transcript has a single exon. NCBI's taxonomy places the organism in Eukaryota, Euglenozoa, Kinetoplastea, Trypanosomatida, Trypanosomatidae. The coding region runs from base 158 to 865 and encodes 235 amino acids.
AGACACAACACGGCUGUGCAAGGUAGAUUCGCACACUAUCCUCUCUUCCUCAAGUGUGUCUUCUCGCUGCAGCAUCCUCUGCAUUACCCGAGCCACUCCCUCACGGUACACAAAGCACAAAUCCCUCUUACACAAGCCGUCACGUGUGCUGGUUAGAAUGUCGCAGGCGGUGAACCACCUCGUCGGCGAGUACCUCGCGCAGGAGUACCCAUCUGUCGCCAAGGUCUUCAAGAAGGAGGCGUUCUCGGCCGCUGCCCCACGCCGCCCUCCCUUCGGGGAGAAGGGUCUCGCAGAAAUUGUGUUAACCUACCGCACGGAGAAGCCCGCAUCGCGCAAGGCGUCGCCAAAGGUGGCGGCGAAGAAGGCGCCCAUCCCAGACUCCAGCUCCGACGACGACGAGCCAGUGAAGAAGCCCGCAUCGCGCAAGGCGUCGCCAAAGGUGGCGGCGAAGAAAACUGCGACGGACAGCGACAGCUCCGACGACGAGGAAGCACCGGUGAAGAAGUCGGCGUCCACGAAGCCGGCGGCUCGUCCGGUCGAGGACUCCGACGAUGAUGAGGUGCCAAAGAAAAAGGCCUUCAAGACGGAAGCGCCUGCACGUCGCAGCCCACAUAAUUUGAACGAUGACGGCACCUACCGCCGCUUCCAGCGCAUUGAUCCCAGCAAGGUGACUUUCCACGCCGACGUCCUGCGAGACAACCGGCCUGCCGAGGAGCACCUGACGCUGCGCCAAAACCAGGAGAUGAUGCGCACCAAAGGUAAGGGUUUUAAUAAGCUGAAGCAGAAGAACAAGGGCAAGUUUUACGGCGCAGGCGUCGACCUCACCGUGCGUGCGUACCAGUUCCCGGACAGUGAUGAUGAAUAG